AGUCGGUCCCCUGGGUUUCCCUUUCUCCUUCAAACGUGGUGUAGUGCUAAACCUCUGCUCCCCAGCUGGAAUUUCUUGCAAUUUUUACUGCUUCAUGUUUGGAUUUUUAUGGAUUGAGGUAGCAACCUCCCAGUGUGAGAGCUUUUGGCACAAGUCUCGUAUGCUCGUUGUAUGUACAAGCUACAACCUCAUGCUUUUGAUAAGAAGGCAGAUCGAUGUGUUACCAAAACAAUGACUCAGCUUUUGUUGUUCGAAAAGUUUUGGGGAAGAAUUUGCCUCAUAUAAUUUUUGUGUGAAUUAUUUUUAUAUUCAUCCGAAGUGAAGACACGAAUUGAAAAAGGACUUCUGGUUUGGUGCAAUUACAUUGGCGCCGUCUGUGGGAAUCGAACUAAAGGAUCUCUUGUUGCUCUCUCAUCAUGGUUAACACUCGAUCUGUCCGAGCUGGAAAUCAGGCUCAACCUCUUGGACAAGGUCAAAGUCAACUUCUCAACAACCUUCCACCUCACCUCCCACCUCUGAUCCCGAAUCGAUUCCCUCCUAUUGACCAUGCAGAAGGAGGAGAUGAAAACCAACCUCACAACUCAGCUCACAACUUAGCUUCCACUACUAAUCAAGAUCUCUUAGCUCAGAAUAAUCGAGGCGAUCCCCUCAUCAAUCUACUCAACCCUACUCAACAACCCCCUGUUCAACAGCAAGACCCUCAACUAGUUCAGUAUGCUCCUGCUCUUAGCGAGUCUCAGCAAGGUGCCCCACCUCCACAUCAUAACAUAGAUUCCAUACCUCAUCCUCUGAACACUAACAUCACAUUGGAAGCUUACCCCAUUGGCUUCAAGAUACCUCAGCUUGAGACAUAUGAUGGGACGAAGGAUCCAGAUGAUCACCUCCAUGCCUUCUACUCCUAUAUGCAAGCUCAGAACGCUUCUGAUGCAUUGAUGUGCAAAAUCUUUUCCCCCACUCUCUGUGGCAAUGCUCGAACUUGGUAUUAUAGUUUGUCCUCGAGAUCUAUCAACUCCUAUUCAUAAAUGGCAUCUGCUUUUGCCACAAAGUUU
Rubroshorea leprosula is the source of this 1049-nucleotide messenger RNA. The record is from the annotation of a GenBank genome assembly. NCBI's taxonomy places the organism in Eukaryota, Viridiplantae, Streptophyta, Magnoliopsida, Malvales, Dipterocarpaceae.